AUGGGAUCAAACGCGAAGGAGGUGCACCGUCAAUUACAAGCACCUGGACAAGUCUAACUUUUUUUUUCUUUUACAAAUAACGCCUUCAAACGCAACCUUAGCAACGCCCAAAUAGAAAGCCACCUCUAAGUCUAUGUGCAAAGGGAGGGAGAAUCUAUAUAUUUAUAAUAACUCUAUAUGUAUAUUACAGACGCACAGGUUUACAUUUGGUGAACUUUUCUUUUUCUUUCUUUGCUUUUUUUUUUUUUUUGAAAACCUAGGGACACUGAAGAGGAGUCUUCCUCUUUCUUUUGGCGCUUUACUCAAGGGGAUAUUCUGUUUUCUCGGAGCGCCCAAGGGGGCGCAGGGACAGAGAAGAGAGAAGAGUGGGGAGGAAAGAGGCAGGGUGGGCGGGGGGCAGAGCGCGAGCGGGCAGCCUAGGCGAGGGCUUGCUGGCAACACGAUGCAGUCCCUGCUGCUGCUUACUUUCUCGGCGUGCGUGCUGCUGGCUCGGGCGAGGCUGGCUGGCGGCGCGAGUGGUGGCGGUAGGGACAACGGGCCAGGCAGCGGGCGCCGGCAGAGAGAGGCGCUGGCGGCUCAAAAGAUCGAGGUGCUUGUGCUGUUGCCCCGGGACGAUUCGUACUUGUUCUCCCUGGCCCGGGUGAAGCCGGCCAUCGAGUACGCUCUGCGUAGCGUGGAGGGCAACGGCACCGGGAGGAGGCUAUUGCCUCCCGGCACUCGCUUCCAGGUGGCCUACGAAGAUUCGGACUGUGGCAAUCGUGCGCUCUUCAGCCUGGUGGAUCGCGUGGCGGCGGCGCGCGGAGCCAAGCCGGACCUCAUCCUGGGGCCGGUGUGCGAGUACGCGGCAGCGCCGGUGGCCCGGCUGGCGUCGCACUGGGACCUGCCGAUGUUGUCUGCAGGAGCUCUGGCUGCCGGCUUCCAGCACAAGGACACGGAGUACUCGCACCUCACGCGCGUGGCGCCUGCCUAUGCCAAGAUGGGCGAGAUGAUGCUCGCCCUGUUCCGCCACCACCACUGGAGCCGAGCUGCCCUGGUCUACAGCGACGACAAACUCGAGAGGAAUUGCUACUUUACCCUAGAGGGGGUCCACGAGGUUUUCCAGGAGGAGGGUUUGCACACGUCUGCCUACAAUUUCGACGAGACCAAAGACUUGGACCUGGACGACAUCGUGCGCUACAUUCAGAGCAGUGAGCGAGUGGUUAUCAUGUGUGCCAGCGGCGACACCAUCCGGAGUAUCAUGUUGGCGGUGCACAGACACGGCAUGACGAGCGGAGAUUACGCCUUCUUCAACAUCGAGCUCUUCAACAGUUCUUCCUACGGAGAUGGCUCGUGGAGGCGAGGAGACAAACACGACUUUGAAGCUAAGCAGGCGUACUCAUCCCUCCAGACAGUCACCCUACUGAGGACCGUGAAACCUGAGUUUGAGAAGUUUUCCAUGGAGGUGAAAAGUUCUGUUGAGAAACAAGGGCUCAAUGAGGAGGAUUACGUGAACAUGUUUGUUGAAGGGUUCCAUGAUGCCAUCCUCCUCUACGUUCUGGCUUUACAUGAAGUUCUCAGAGCUGGCUACAGCAAGAAGGACGGGGGGAGAAUCAUCCAGCAGACCUGGAACAGGACUUUUGAAGGUAUCGCUGGGCAGGUGUCCAUAGAUGCCAACGGGGACCGGUAUGGGGACUUCUCCGUGGUUGCCAUGACAGACAUUGAAGCCGGCACCCAAGAGGUUAUUGGUGAUUACUUUGGAAAAGAAGGCCGGUUCAAAAUGCGAUCCAAUGUCAAGUACCCCUGGGGCCCUUUGAAACUGAGAAUAGAUGAAACCAGAAUUGUGGAGCAUACCAAUAGCUCGCCUUGCAAAUCAUCAGGUGGCCUAGAAGAAUCAGCAGUGACAGGAAUUGUGGUGGGGGCCCUACUUGGUGCUGGUUUGCUAAUGGCCUUCUACUUCUUCAGGAAGAAAUACAGAAUAACCAUUGAGAGGCGAAAUCAGCAAGAAGAGAGGAACAUUGGGAAACAUCGAGAGUUACGCGAAGACUCCAUCAGAUCUCACUUUUCGGUGGCUUAGAAGAUCCCCCACUUUCGUCUGCUUGAGAGAUAGAUGGAAGGAAAGACAUCAGGGGAGCAGAAAGGACGCUCGUGGAGAAGUCUUUGUUUUAGGCCGUAGUCAUUCACUCUCCAUUUCCUUUAGAAGCUCAGGAAUGAUUAUUAAUCACUAUCUGCCUCCCGGCCUUUCAUCUCAUGGCAAACAAAUCUGAGGAUAUAACGCCAUUCUAUUAGGUGUUCUGACCGCUGGAAGGGCAUAGGAUUAAAUUUAUGUUUCGAAAAAUCCAGCGUUUCCGUAUCUUGAUGGCUUUGGGAGCCUUUCACACAAGGAAAGAUGUGGUUUUUCUGAAAUUAAAUGUUUUGUAGCUAGAAUAAAACACUUUUUACAAGUAGAAUAUUCCUGGAAAGAAUUUAACACCCAAUAAGAGGACAAUAGAAUGAAAAAAAUCUCAAGCCUCGGAAUGCAGGGCUGCUCUCUGGAGCCAGUGGACAGGUUUGUGGUAGACAAGGGCUGCGAUCGGUGUCCACGGUCAGGUCUGACCUUGUGUCUCCAGAAUGAUCCUCCCUGUCCCUUUCAGUGUCUCAGAAAAACUACUCUGGAAAUUGUAAAUAUUAGUGAGUUAGGAGGAUUUAUAUAAGAAAAGCGAGUCUAAAUGUUUCUUUUAUGAUGUAAAAAAAAGCCCUACUUCCUGCUAACAUUUUAUUUUUAAGUAUUUUAAUCUUAUAUUUUGGUAUUAGAAAUGUGUCUAUUUUUUCAUUUUGAAGAUUAAAUUUCACUUGUACUCUAAAAGCACGGAGAAAGUGUGUGACAAACCCAUGGUGGCAAAGGGAUGGCCUCUUUCUCUGCUGUCCUCUUUCCCACGGCUGUGGUCAAACACUAACUGCUAAUGGCCGCUUUGACUGCAGACGUCUAGGAAUACGUUCAGCUUGCAAACUCUAAAGGGACACAUUGAUUUUUAAGCCGUUUUUCAUUGUGAAUGGUUUUAAAUUCUGGAGGGCUGCACCCCUUCUAAAUUGUGGCCAACUGAUUGCCCUUCAAAAUCCAGGGAGGGAAGGCAGUGGAGUAUAGCGGAGGAUACCCAGACAUGCCAAUCUUUCCCUCCAGAAGAAACCGAGGGCGAGAAUUUGACAGCGAAACACAGAAAUGAUAAAUUAAAAGGAGUGCAGUUUAUCGAAACGUGGUUGGAAGAGGGAGUGUUGAUAUCCGCUCUGUUCCCUGAACCCAGAGAGUUUUGCAGCCACCACAAAUUACCCACAGCGCGGUAGGACAGACAAGUGCAUUCUGGGAACGACCGAGCGAGCCAGCUUUUGCUGGGUAUCCGAUUCGCACUCAGUCCUGUCUGCUGAGGAUUAAAUGUGGGUUCCCACUUUACCGUUUGAGGAGAGAGCAAGGGUACCAUCUGGUAAUCAUGCCUCUCUUGGUAACAUUUUGAGUUCCUCAAACACCGUUUAGAGGGGAGAAAUAGCAUAAUUCCUUGGAGGCCACAUUCGCUCAGGUCUGCUGAAGAGGAAAGCUGAGUGGGGGCAAAGUUCUGGAAGCUGCUCCUGCUUGCUUCCCCGGGAAGGACGGUGUCAUAGCUGGUUGCAUUCCACGUCAAAGUGAACCGGCUUUUUCUGUGUGAGGCUCACUUCUUUCUUAUGGCUCAGGAAACGGGAUACAAACCACGUGACGAAAAGAAUCAGCUGUGAACAACAGGAGCAGCUCCGUUGUGGUUCUGCAUUUAGGCGGCUAAAGGAAAAUUGCCGACUUCAAAAAGAGUGGAAAUAGUAGGCAAGAAAGGUAGAUCUCAAAAUUCUAAUGCAGGACUAGAGUUUGUGAGGUAGAACGCAGGAAAGCGGUGGCCGAUGGUUGGGAACUCACAUGACGGAAACUGAGUGCACAGACUACAACUGCUUCAGUUAUCUGAACCUGAGAGCUCGAUUCCCUCUCUUACUUUCUCAAUAAUCUUUUCCAUAUAUUUCAGAGAUAUUCAUUUUCUAAGGUUUAUUUUUUGAACCUGCGUGUUAGUUACAGGAGAGGGGGUGUUGGGGAAAGUCCUCUACAUGGCUAUAUUCUAUUUGGUGUAAAUAUUUCUGACCGUUCUUGACAUUUAUAUAGUGGUGCAUUAAUGGCAGUGUUGUUACAGAAAAUACCUUUUCUUUCUACUUCAGCUGGAGGAAUUGUUCCAAGUUUAAUAGCGUUUCCCCAGGUAGGAUGUUAAAGAUGAGGAGGGAGUUAGCCUUUGAAAAAUGGGUGACUUUUGUCUUCUCCAGAAGAUGGUGUCAUUUCUUAUCAUGAUAAAGCAAUUCUAGUAUGAUUAAGGUCAUUUACAUGUCUGCUAUGUAGUUUUCCUUCCUUAAACAUCUUCACAUGGCUAGGCAAGGUGUUCUCAAUCCCAGCACUUGGGAGGCAGGGUAGGUAGAUGUUUGUGGUUUCGGGCCAGCAUGGUCUAUAUAGUGAGUUUUAGAUCAGCUGUGUUUACACAGUGAGACCCUGUGCCAGAAAAAAAAAAUCUUCAUAUGAGUUGCCCAAAUGACAUUAAGUUUUGAAAAUACCACUGAGCUGGUAAACCUCUGCUGAAUGUAUAGAUGUUAGUUCUGUGGUGGCCCUGGGGUAAGCACUCUCCGUAUUGUAUUGUGGGACUUAAAUUCCUAACUACUAAGCCACAGCUUUGACAUUUGGUCAUUUUUAAUCUGCCAGGAGCCAACUAUUACAUAAUAAGUUCAAUGGGACUUUAGUUCUUAAGCCAUUCUAUACAUUUUUACUCCUAAAUCUAAUGAUUAAGAUUUCAAAGAGGAUAUCUUAUUAGUAUUUUUCUCAUCUAGUCAAAAUGUGAGUUCAUAACAAGCUAAAAUAAGCAUAUAGUUAUGUUAUUGGAAAUAAACACAAUUUUUUUUUAGUCGAUAUUAUUGUCUUAGAGUUGGGAGAGAAGACGGAGUCCAUUCUGUGUGGAGUCAUGCCCCUUCCUCGCAAACAGAGGUUUCACAGGGAAUCCCUUCAAUGUUAUAUUGUUUUUAUGAGCCACCAGCACGGCUUUUCCUGAACCACAGAUAUAGUUAGUUCCACAGACCUUAAAAUAGUUCUUUACCCCUCAGAACUAACUCGUGGAGGAAAGGGAGAAUCCUAAGGAAGGAGAGCAGGUGGCCUUGUUUCCUCUCUCCCUUGAGAGAAAAGCUCUGGAAUGCCAAGUAACUUCCUGCUCUGCUUACCAGCUUCCUGUGCUGUGCCCGAAGGCACAUGCACCCUUUCUGUCCCUAGCUUACCUCUUUUCUUCUGAUUGGGACUGGCUGGGUGUAGGGAUGGAAGGCAGGCGGUGGGUGUAAAAGGGGAGGCCUUGUAUACCUGAGACAGACAGUGAGUGGGCUCAGAAGCCAAUUCUAGUGACACCAUUGCUUUCUUGAAGCUGAGUGACUUGUGCAGUUCUUACACACACACACACACACACACACACACACACACACACACAAAGAGAAAGAAUAGUGUUUAUAAAUUGGAAUAUACUAGUGCCUAUGUUUCUUUGAGACACAAAGGACUCAGAUCCCUACUGGAUGCAGCUAGGAAGGCAAAUGGCGAUAGAAAUUUGGCCCCUCUACCUACAUGUCACAGGUUUUGUUUAGUUACACCCUGUGGUUCAGGACUUCAGAAGGAAGCUGGUAAUGAGCUGAGUUUCUCAUUCAGUGGAAUAAAAAAAAUGGUCUAGAAACCCAGGAUACUUAGGGGCAGCAUAGAAAUAGGGAGAAUGAGUUGGUGGCACCAGAGGGACCUGUCUCUCAUCCAGUUGGUCUUUAGAACUGAAGAAUAAUGAACAGUUUAGACCUUCUGCAGUAGCCAGUCUCAACAAGAAAUGAUGGGCAUGCCCAGUGAAAAGAACCAGGAGCUUAUUUCUCCCAAGGCGACUAUGGGAAGAACUUCCCUGCUGUCUCUACUACCUUUCUUCCCUGAGCCCCACCUACUGUCAGUCAUGGCUCCACAGGUGUGUGGGCAUCUUUCCCCUGCAGGUUGGAAUUGGUGAGGGAGCCUCCACACCUACUCAGAGAAAGAGACAAAAUAGCCCUGGCUGUAAGGAGGUAGCUGGCUUCUAAUCAGAAAGUCUUACAGUAACUUGGCCAUGGUGCCCUUGGACAGUUCAAGCCUUGCACACUAACAAGCCUGGCUUUGGUUCUCAGCAUACAGAUUUUUCAGAUGCAUCCUGCAGGCCUGUGGGAUGAAAGUCAUUCAAAAGGUGCUGGGUUGGAGGUUGUUCAAAUCUCUCAUUAACCACGAAUGUUAAUUCAUGUGAAACCUAGAGCAUUCAGAACCAGCUGAUGUUGGUGUUUAUGUUUUAAACCACUUUAAACACAAUGAAAAGGAUUUCACUGAGAGCUGUAUCUCAGAGGUUAAAAAUCCAUAUGUUAUAAAAAUUCUUGGUGUAUCAGGUGUGAGAUGGCUCUUAGUGGAGAGAUUUGAACACGUAGACUUCAGAGUUAAUAAAAACAUGUUACAUUUAUUCAUAGUUAAAGACAUAAAUUUAUAUGCACAGGAACAAAGAGGUCUAUUUACCAAGCAUGAAUCAUAACAGCCUACCAAAUUCAUUUCUUUAUUUUCUAGAACAAAGCUGUCAUAGUAUACAGCAAAUAUCAGGUAGAGAAAGUUAUUUCUGCAAAGAAACAAGCAAAUGUGGAUUUUGACAUGAAGUAUCUUAUUCAGGAUUUGGUGCUUGUGUCUGAAAAUGUUCAGUGUGGUGUGCAUAAGUUAGCAAUGAAGUGCCCGCAACAGGCCGGAGGUGCUGUGUUUCUGAGAAUAAGAGCUUUGGGCCCUGUGCAUAGUUGAAACCAGGGGGUCACGAGCCAGGCAUUGCAGAAGGUUAAUCCCGGAGCCCGUGUCUUUUAUGCCAUGUCAGUCAUGGCUAAUUUAAAUACAGGACCACCAAACAAUACAAACCUACCAUGAGUCUGGUAGAUAGCUGCACUAGUCACAUACAGCUUACUAUCUAAUGUAAGUAGGACUAUCUGCAUAUAAUGUGAUUUAAUUUAUUGUUGUUUUGUGUAGAAAAUGAGAAUUAAUGACUGUGGACAUAGCCCUGUUUUGUAUAAUAUAUUUUAUUUCUGGUGCAGAACUGGUCAUUUAAACAAUCUACUUCAUUUGGGGUUUGGAUAUAAAUGUGUAUGUGUUCUUGUAAAUGUUUCUACUGAGCAAGAAUACCACAUAUUCCAAAUAUAAUAAUAUGUUCUCAUUAAAAAUAUACUCUA
Messenger RNA from Microtus oregoni (creeping vole), 7239 nucleotides. It is a transcript of the gene Npr3, whose product is annotated as natriuretic peptide receptor 3. NCBI's taxonomy places the organism in Eukaryota, Metazoa, Chordata, Mammalia, Rodentia, Cricetidae. The transcript has 8 exons. Gene Ontology annotation, molecular function: peptide hormone binding; natriuretic peptide receptor activity. The coding region runs from base 134 to 2053 and encodes 639 amino acids. The record is from RefSeq and is a predicted model, not a curated record. Gene Ontology annotation, cellular component: membrane. Gene Ontology annotation, biological process: regulation of blood pressure; vasodilation.